This is a messenger RNA of Dipodomys ordii (Ord's kangaroo rat), 2587 nucleotides long. It is a transcript of the gene Fam161a, whose product is annotated as family with sequence similarity 161, member A. The transcript has 7 exons. Gene Ontology annotation, cellular component: cilium; ciliary basal body; photoreceptor connecting cilium. Bases 47 to 2188 code for a protein of 713 amino acids. Lineage: Eukaryota; Metazoa; Chordata; Mammalia; Rodentia; Heteromyidae. The record is from RefSeq and is a predicted model, not a curated record. Gene Ontology annotation, biological process: cilium organization.
UUCACUCGCCCCGGGCCAGCGCGGGCGCUCAGGCCUCGGAGCGGGGAUGAUGGCCGCCUCGCACCCCGCAGCGCGGCCGGCGGCCGGCUGUAUUCACAGCCCGGGAAAUACCACCGGAGCGUGGGCCGCCCAGUACCAACGCCAAGACCCCAGACAGGUUCUGGCGGCGGCGGCCGCCGCCCUGGGCGAGGAGGAGGAGGAGAGCGCGGUGCAGCCUGCGCGGGCGUCGGCUGAUUAUAACAUCAACUCUUCUCCAGUGAAUGAUCGAAUAACGUACGAAGACACUGUUAACUUUUCUGAUAUCUCCCACUCUAAUGAAGAGUAUUUCAGGAGACUAAAAGAACUGAAGGCAGCCCACAUAAAAACUAUGAAAAUAUUAAGAAGAAUGUACCAAGAAAAGCUAAAUUUAAAGGAAGCUCAGCCAGUAACCAUCAAGGAAGAUACUCCUAGUAUCUCUUCCAGUUGUGCGACGGGAAAGAAUUCCUAUCACCCUGUGUUGUUAGUGACAUCACUUUCGGAGCCUGAAUUGACCCGGUCCUCCUCCUUACAUACGUCUUCCUCUGAAGAGGAUCUACCGCCGCUAAAAAAAGAGCUUUCCAAGAAACACAAAAUGAUGACGUAUGCCAAGGAGCUCAUCAACAACAUGUGGAGAGACUUCUGUGUUGAAGAUUACAUAAAGUGUGAUGAUUCUGACUUCCCAGCAGUUGAAAAAACAAAGAAGAAACCAAAAGAAUGGGUGCCCAAGGUUACUGUGCCUGUGCCUUUUCAAAUGACAAUUAGAGAACAGAAGAAAAAAGAAGAGGCCAAGAAGGCUAUGUCGGAUAUUGAAAUGAUGCGUAAACUGAUCAAGACACAAGCUGAUUCUGAGCGUAGGAAGAAAUUCCGAGCUAAUCCUCUUCCUUCAUAUAUCUUCUUUCCCCGUUAUCAAGAUAUGGUCAAGCAAAAUGAGGAAAGGAGGAGGAUGAUGAAGGAGAAAAACAAAGAAGCUCUUUUGGCUUUACAAAAGCCAUUUAAGUUUAUUGCAAGGGAGGAACAGAAGCGAGCAGCCCGGGAAAAGCAACUGAGAGACUUACUUAAGUCUAAAAAGAAAACAAGCCGGUUUAAAGCCAGACCCAUACCUCGAUCUACUUAUGGUUUCUCUUCGCCUAUCAGUGAUAAAUUAAAAGAAGAAGAUCUCUAUAGAAGCCUUAGGGCACAGCUGAAAGCCCAAGAAUUUUUAGAGGCUUUGUCUGCCCUGCCUUCUGGGACAACAGGCAGACAAUACAGGAACCCCAGGAAUCCUGAGCGAUCUGGAAAGUUAAGGAGUAAAGCCAGGGGAAGAGGCCAGGUUCCUGAUACUCAUGACCCCCCUCUGAAAUAUAAAGAAUUCUCAGAACUCAGGCUUCCAACGCGCUCACCAGUUUAUAAACAAUUCGACCUUCAGACAUCCUCAAGUGACUCUGCCAAAAGAGACAAAGUUUGGGCAGAUAUUAGAGCAGAUGAAGAAAACUUGAGAGAAACACGUUGGCCUUAUCUGUCUCCAAGGUGUAACUCAUCAGUGAAAAAUGUGAAUACAAAGCCCCCACUUUAUAAAACUGUCAGCCCGACAAAGCACACAGUAUCUUCAAGAGGACGGGAGCAGGCCACAAGGAGAUCACUUGAGGAAAAGAAAAUGUCGGAAGAAGAGAGAAAUCGGAUCCUAACUAAACAGAAGCAAAGAAUGAAAGAAUUGCAGAAACUCCUGACAGUCCGGGUUAAGGCUUAUGACUUGCACCAAAGUUUAGCUCAGAUGUCUAAAUCCAAACUAAAACACCUCAGAAAGAGUGAAAAGGAAAGGAUGAAAGAAUACCGACAAGAGCUAGAAGAAAGAGAAGAAGAAUUAAAACAGAGGCCAUUAUUGUUUGAAAGAGUUGCUCAGAAAAAUGCAAGAAUGGCAGCAGAAAAGCAUUAUUCUAACACCCUAAAAGCACUAGGAUUAUCUGAUGAGUUUGUUUCAAAGAAAGGCCAAAGUGGAAAAUUACUUGAGUACCUCAGCAACCAAGACAUGAAGAGUUGCCUUGAAGAUAAGGAAAGCUUUAGUGAAGAAGAAAAAAUAGAAGAGAGAGAGAGUGAGGAAGAAAAUUAUUUUGUUGAAACCACCAGCCAGGAUUCUUACCAGGGAAAAGAUGAAGAUGGUGAAGGAAGUAGAGAAGAAAAUACUGAAGACUAAAACUUAUUACAAGCUCUCCUCUGCCCCUUGCUGUGCAGCACCAGGAUGUCAGCAGCUGCUAAGAGCAUCUUGAGGGGCAUCUCUGAUAAGCACGAGGAUCAACGAAGACAUCAGAGCCUAAAGGGACUGAAUCCAGAUGAUUCGGUCAGAGCAAAACUGUGCCUGUUCUGUUUUAAAAAUUACUGUGUGUGAUCUGUUUCCAACUAUAAUCUGAUUGGUAUUUCUAAAAAGGGCUUGAGAAAAAGGUUUAAGAAUCACAGUUGUCACAAACUUACUAGUUAUGAAAAUAUAAUUGUUUUGUGGGGAAAUGGGCUGAGUGUUGAGAGUAGAGAGCAGUAUUGGCCCUUGAUUUAACUUUUUCUAGAAAGCAUCAAUUAAUAAAGAUUUCUACUAAUACUA